AUGCCUCCCAUCUAUCUAUCUAUCUAUCUAUCUAUCUAUCUAUCUAUCUAUCUAUCUAUCUAUCUAUAUCAGGCAACAAAAGAGCACGAUCUACGUCACAACAAUCCGAACAUAACUACAGAAGAGGCUGAUGAACGAUUCCUUGAGGAUACAAAGGGAACAGGAUUUGUCGGCGGUCUCGCAAGAGCGGCUAUCAGAGCUAAAAUGGCGCUUGGACUGGACGAUUACUUCAGAGGUGAUAUCUACAACGACGAGCUCGGCGCUGUUGAUAGUAUUGAUUCUAUACACGCGAUACAAAAUAUGGAAACUGAUGAGAGAGUGGACAGAACGCUCCAGGGGGAGAAGAGGGAAACGGAUGCACUGCAACAGGGAACGCAAAAGUACUGCCGGGUCCGAGCAGUCAAGAUAAAACAAUGGAAUCACAAUUAUCUAUCUAUCUAUCUAUCUAUCUAUCUAUCUAUCUAUCUAUCUAAAUUAUCAAUUCCAAGAUCUGAAAGCCACUCUUGUAGACAACAUGGGACUCCAUUAUUUAUUAAACGGAGCUUAUAUGCGGCACAAGAUCCCAACGUACGGAGCUCUCAGCUGCAAUCUAUUUCAUCACGGGCAACGCCGGGUACUUCUGCUCGUAUAUUAAUAUCUCGCUACGUUUCUUUCUUUCUUUCUUUCUUUCUUUCUUUCUUUUUCUUUCUUUCUUUCUUUUUCUUUCCUUCCUUCCUUCCUUCCUUCCAUUCUAUACGUUAA
Messenger RNA from Acanthosepion pharaonis, 741 nucleotides. The record is from the annotation of a GenBank genome assembly. Lineage: Eukaryota; Metazoa; Mollusca; Cephalopoda; Sepiida; Sepiidae.